Messenger RNA from Aspergillus ibericus CBS 121593, 1709 nucleotides. Its product is annotated as TFIIH/NER complex subunit TFB2. The coding region runs from base 175 to 1473 and encodes 432 amino acids. NCBI's taxonomy places the organism in Eukaryota, Fungi, Ascomycota, Eurotiomycetes, Eurotiales, Aspergillaceae. Gene Ontology annotation, biological process: nucleotide-excision repair. The record is from RefSeq and is a predicted model, not a curated record. The transcript is spliced from 2 exons. Gene Ontology annotation, molecular function: double-stranded DNA binding; ATPase activator activity. Gene Ontology annotation, cellular component: transcription factor TFIIH core complex; transcription factor TFIIH holo complex.
CUUUGAGUAUCUCGAAAGCCUCCCUGGUACAGUCUUUUUCAAACUCUACCAGCAGCCAUCAACCGCCCUCGCCAUCUUCAGGCGCAUGCUGCCUGACCUGGGUACGUGGUCGGCAUCUGUUCCCCCGGCGCCGCUGCGUUCUCACUGACUGCAUCUUCAGCCAAAUGCUUUGUGAUGGCGCUUCUCUACCUGAAGGAUCCGCUUCCCGCAGCGGAUCUGGAGGUUUGGGUCAAGUCCGAAAGCUUGAAAGAACGGGAUAAUGCGCUCUCCAUUCUAGGAAGGCUGCAUAUCCUGUCCAAUACCCUCACAGCGGACAAUGUUCGAGCCUACAUGGUCACCGAUCCGUUUGCCACCUCGUUGCGAAACGCGCUCACCGGUGCCGACCAGACCCAAUCAUUUGGUGUCCUCUCACACGUCCCUAGUGGCUCGGAAGUCUCGAUCGCCGGCUUGGAUGAAUACGCGCGACGGCAGUGGGAAGGAGUUCUGGGAUACAUGGUCGGGACCGGCGGCUUGGGCGCCCAGCGUGAGGUGACCCUGAGCAAAGGCGUGAAGGAGCUCCUGCAGGCGGGCCACCUGGUGGAGAUCAGAGACCGUCGUGUGGAAAUCACCCAGGACGGCUUUGCCUUUGUUUUGCAAGACGUCAGCACCCAGGUGUGGCAUAUUCUGAUCCUCUACGUCGAAAGCGCAACCGCCAUUGGGAUGGACAGUGUUGAGGUCCUCUCGUUCGUUUUCCUUCUGAGCAGUCUCGAACUCGGAAAAUCCUACGAGAAGAACCACCUUACACCCAAACAACUCCGCAUGCUCACCGACCUGGCCGACUUCGGUAUCGUCUACCAAGAGUCGCCUGAUGCGCCGCGGUUCUACCCCACCCGUCUCGCGACCACGCUUACUUCCGACUCCAGUGCUCUCAGCAACCCGAUCCUGGGCGCCCUAUCCGGUCCCACUGGCGAUCCCUCCAGCAAGGCGGGCACGGGCUUCAUCAUCAUCGAAACCAAUUACCGUGUCUACGCUUACACCUCCUCCCCGCUGCAGAUCUCUCUGAUCGCCCUUUUCACCACCUUGAAAUACCGCUUCCCCAACCUCAUCACCGGCAAGAUCACCCGCCAGUCUGUCCGCCGCGCCGUCGAAAUGGGCAUCACCGCCGACCAGAUCAUCUCGUAUCUCUCUACCCACGCGCACCCUCAAAUGCGCAAGCACAACGUCUCCCGCUCCACAUCGAACCAGGCGGGGAUUCCUCCCUCGGUUCUCCCGCCCACGGUGGUCGACCAGAUUCGCCUGUGGCAACUGGAGCGUGACCGCGUCAAGGCCACAUCAGGAUUCCUGUUCAAGGACUUCGUCAGUAUGGCCGAGUACGAAGCCCCGUGCCGCUAUGCGGAGGAAAUCGGCGUUCUCGCGUGGAAGUCCGAUCAGAAACGGAUGUUCUUCGUGACGCGACAUGAACAAGUCGCGGCGUUCUUGCGGAGCCGGAAGUGAGGGGCAGGAUAUCUAACCACCCACGACGGCGUUUUUCCUAUGAUCUUGUGUGCUUUGGCUUACUGCGUUGCAUAGAGGUACGGCCUGGCGUUAUGGCUCCCGGGGGGGACAAUUUAUGAAAUGAUGAUGCAUGGCUCUUGAUCCGGACAUGGAUAUCGGGGUUCUCGAAUUGUACAUUAAAUAGCAAAAUCCCAAACGAAGGAAACGGGACACAACAAAACCAUACAAAACAUUUG